Messenger RNA from Didymodactylos carnosus, 978 nucleotides. Lineage: Eukaryota; Metazoa; Rotifera; Eurotatoria; Philodinida; Philodinidae. The record is from the annotation of a GenBank genome assembly.
AUGGCCGCUAAUGAUAUUAAAAAAAUUUAUUGUGAUGUAAUUGAUGAUGUCAUUACGACAGUACGUGAAGCACUUCUCGAUGAAGGAUUUGAUGAACAUACACUAUCUGAACUGAGACAGUUAUGGUUCAAUCGGUUAGACGGUUCAAAAGCACUUGAACCAUUACCGCUGGCUGAGGAUGCUAAUCAACGUAUCCAUGGUGGCCAUAAACAUUCCUCACGAGGGUAUGCAGCAACAACAAUUAAACAUGAUUCAACGUUGACUACUAACUCAUCAGCGCCUGGAAUAACUCAUCAAUAUGUGAAACAAGUACAACCGACCGGUGCCAGUAAUCUGAUUUCGUCACAUCUCAAUCCUACAAAUUCAUCAGCAACGUUUCAUACAGCAUCAAUGACAUCAUUGCAACAUUUACCACCAGCACAUUUACCACCAUCAUUAUUGCAAAACUUUCCAGGAAGUUCAGUUAUAUUUCCACAAAAUGCUGCAUCUCAUGCUAUGCAGAAUGCAUCAUUUCAGCAAAGUCAACAAAUGUUUAAACAAAAUCGUGGUGGAGCAAAUAAUGUGCCUCAGAUUGAUGGUCAGUGUGACGAAUUAAUAACAAAACCUUUUAAACAAAAACAAGCAAAAAAAGAGAAGAAAGAGAUUCAAGUAUGUUUUCAACUCGAUGGUACAGUACCACCGAUUUCGGAUGACGAUGAAGAUGAUGAUAAUGAAGAAGAACCGUUGGAUCAAGUAGAAGAUGAAGAAGAUGAAACAAAUGAAGAGGGAAAUGAAGACCCAAAGCCAUUAUGUUCCGAAGAUGAUGUUAGUGACGACGAAGCAUCUGAAAUGUUUGAAUGUGACAAUGUUGUGGUUUGUCAAUAUGACAAGAUAAAUCGCUGUAAAAACAAAUGGCGCUUUACAUUGAAAAGCGGUAUUAUGAAUAUUCAUGGACGAGAUUAUGUGUUUAAUCGUGCAACAGGUGAAGCUCCAUGGUAA